AGAAGAACUCACCUGACGAUAGGCCGGCCCUCCUCCAGCACAUUCUCUGACAGAGGAGACAGAAGGCUGUAUCACUCGGAAAGAGAACCAGACCUCUGCGCUGAAAAGCUUCUUUUCUCCUGCCACAGACAAAGCCUCUUCACCAUGGGGAGGAUUGGCAAGGAAGUGACGGGACAGAUCCUAAGCUUUGUGGGCCUGGUCGGGGUGUCAGUGACCUGUGGGGUCCCCAUGUGGAGAGUGACCUCCUACAUCGGAGCCAACAUCGUCACAGGCCAGGUAGUGUGGGACGGUCUGUGGAUGAACUGUGUGAUGCAGAGCACAGGACAGAUGCAGUGCAAGCUGAACGAUUCUGUGAUGAGGCUGUCCCCGGAUCUGCAAGCUGCCCGAGCUCUGGUCAUCAUAUCCCUCCUCUUCGGCUUCAUCGGCUUCAUAGUCACCUUUAUCGGAGCCAAGUGCACUGGCUGCCUGAAGAAAGACUCGUCAAAGGCCAAGGUGGUGAUCAUAGGCGGCUGUCUCAUCAUUGCUUCCGCCAUCCUCGUCCUGAUCCCCGUCUGCUGGUCUUCAGCAAUCACCAUCACAGACUAUCAGAACCCCUUGACCCUCCAGACGCAGAAACGGGAAAUCGGAGCCUCCAUCUACAUUGGCUGGGCCGCUGCUGCAAUUCUUCUGAUCGGUGGGAUCAUCCUAACCACUUCAUGCCCUCCACAAAAGCCCAUGUAUGGAUACCCAGGCUACCCACCAGCACCAAUGUACCCUUACCCAGGCCAAGGGGCGAACCCAGCAACAUAUGGCCCUGUGUAUGCUCCCCCAUCCAGCCGACCAUACACAGCGACAGGGACAUAUGUGCCCACCAAACCGUACGCAGUACCAACUACAUACUCUACUGGGAACUACCUCUAGACGCUGAGGGGACACAGAGAGGAUAAAGACUGAGAUUUUUGCCGUGGAAACUUCAGGAACUUAAAAGCACGACAGCACCAAUAUAGACAUGUGUUUCUCGAGGCUGGUCGGUAUUCCAAAAAAAUUGUUGGAACUGAUUAAUUCAUCGUUGCGAUAUUUCCUUACCAUGCAUAUUUCCUUAAAUGUUUUUCUCUUUUGGACUUGUUGUGCUCAAAAACAGAAUUGUUUUCCAUUGACGAUGGCAUGACGUGAGAGAGAUAUUGCAUCCACAUUGCGCUGUGCACUGAGGUUGCCCCUCUCUUCAUGAGGAAAAGUUCUUAAGCAGUUAAUAUAUUUAUUUACUCGUCAUACAGAGCAUAUUUUGUAAAUAGUGAUGAUUUGUGAUUUUGUGAUGUGUUUGUUUUCUGCCACUUUAUAUUUGAGAUCAUUCACAAUAGUUUUCAAUAAAAUGUUUUCUAGUAUACUCA
Scophthalmus maximus (turbot) is the source of this 1367-nucleotide messenger RNA. RefSeq names its product claudin f (gene cldnf). Bases 145 to 900 code for a protein of 251 amino acids. Gene Ontology annotation, cellular component: plasma membrane; bicellular tight junction. Gene Ontology annotation, biological process: bicellular tight junction assembly; cell adhesion. Gene Ontology annotation, molecular function: structural molecule activity. The transcript has a single exon. The record is from RefSeq and is a predicted model, not a curated record. Lineage: Eukaryota; Metazoa; Chordata; Actinopteri; Pleuronectiformes; Scophthalmidae.